CAAAGACAUUGAGCCGCGGCUGGGAAAUGUCAUCAGUCAUCUCUAAUGGAGGAAACGGACUUCUGACAGCCAGUAGAUUUAUUCUUUGAGGGCUGAAAUAAGAGAACUGGCCUCGAUAGAUUUUUUUUUGCUGUUUGUGUGUAAUCAGGACUUCAGAUCUCGCAAUAAUAAGUGAGUACAUCGCCUUUUGAGAAUCCACAGGUUCCAGAUCCCAUUCGCCUUUUUCUAGAAACAUUUUCUCUCUGUUUCUGGAUGGAUCCGGACUGAAUGACAGCAGUUAUGCGCGAAGAAACUGUCGGAUCACUCGGGUAGCUCUCUCACAUCACGGACUUAUUAAUUUCCCCGAAUCGAGGAAAUGAUUAACUUAGUUCUUUCUAUAUAGAUGCUACAUUGCGAGCUAAGGGUUACAGGAACACUCAAAUUCUUAGAUGAACGCAUUAAAAUAGAACCCAAUUCAAGAACCCUUUUGUAAAUCACAAACGCGUCUUUCAUAAGACUUCUCGGUGUGGAUUUUCAAUCGUGAAGAGGAAAGUUACCUGCGCUCUUAUUUGCCGAAAAGAGGCGCUGUCGGUGGUCCUGAAGUCUUUUCAACAACUGUAUCUCACGCCUGACCUCGUGUCAAGACAACUUGAGAAAAAGAACAAGUUAAAGCGAUACUUUUCUCCAGCAGCUCCACAAAGAGCUGAAUAUGUUAACUCAAUAUAGAGUUCAUCUCCAAACUUUGGUACUUUUGAUUUCUCUUGUCCACCUGAGCAGGCCAGUAUGUGUCGAUGUUCAGUCAGACACAGAAGCAAUCGUGGGACAACCCAAGAAGUUGACCUGCAUCUCUUGCAUGAGGAGGGAGGAGGUCAAAGCAAGCACAUUUGUAAAAUGGUAUUACACUCCAAAGGAAUUUGCAGACAAAAACCAGACCAAAAAAUAUCUCAUAUACAUGUAUCAAGGUAACAAUCAGACUGAAAUGUUUGAACCAUUUAAGGAUCGUCUAAAUUGGAAUGGGAGCCAGGACCUGCAAGAGGUCUCCAUUGAAAUCCGUAAAGUCACCUAUAAUGACAGCGGUUUCUAUGAGUGCCAAAUUCGGCGUGAGUUUGGCUUUGGCUUCUACACUCCCAGCUUUGUAACUGAGAAGAACUUCACACUGGCCGUGAGAGAGAAAGCCAGCAAUGACACCACAGCAAUCUACUCUGAGAUCAUGAUGUAUGUGUUGCUGGUAUUCUUGACCUUCUGGCUGCUGGUAGAAAUGGUCUACUGCUACAGGAAGAUCUCCAAGUCUGAUGAGCAAGCGCAGGACACAGCGACAAACUACCUAGCCAUUCCCUCUGAGCAGAAAGACAAUCCAGCCGCACCUGUUACAGAAUAAAAGCGGUUGUCAAUGAUACGGUAUUGACCAAUCACAAUGGGGCAUCAGUUUCAUCAACCCCAUCUGUCCCACUAUGAAGAUUUCUCCCAGGCAGCAAUGGGAAUCCUGCUAACUGACCUUCCUGCUUAUCGACUGUGUCUUGUGAAGAGCCAGUCAAAAAUGUCCAAAAGCUGUUUUUCUCCUGCCUUUCCUCACAUGUUUUUUUUUUUUUUUUUUUUUUUUAACCUUUGUGCCAGGUAUCUCUCAAAAUCAAGUGCUUUCACAGUUACAUCAGGUUAAAGAACACAAAUGUUAGUGUCCUCCACUUUUAUAAGAGCCAACCUUCAUUUGGACAUGCCAGUGUGUGGACUAACUAACUAAAGCAUUUCUUGGUAGUUAGUAGUGCCUCUGUGGUUUAUAUAUAACCUAUAAACAGAUAUGACCCCAGAAAAUGUCCUACUGUUGUCAAGUCUCUUAUGUACUUCUUGUAUACUGACUUUAUAGUACUUGUUUUCUUUUUCCUUUUCUUCUUCUUUUUUUUUUUUAGUUUUCUUACAAUUUUAUACCAUGUGGAUAUUUUUGGUUGAUAGUUUUAUUUGUAUUGGCCAAAAGGCUUUUUAAGGAAACUGAAAUGUCCAGCUUUUAUAUUGUAUGGAUCUGCAUUUGUCUCUUUUUGCUAUAUGAAACAAAUAGUGUAAUACAGAAAUAGCAUACAAAUAAGCAGACAAUACUGCAUCAAGCCACACACUUUUACCUGGUCUGAAUUUAUUCAAUUUCCUACUCUCCUGUAUAAAACUCUAAAAUCCACAGGUGGCUCUAGUCUCCAAGUAUAUUUAAUAGGUCAAGUCUUGCUAUAUACAGUUAAUCUGGAACUUAUGCUCAAUACUUUCACUGUUGCUGAUGUUCUACAGUAGCAUUGCUGCUGAGACUAAAUGUGUGCCUCUUUCUAUAGUACAACACUGUAGAAAUGUAUAUACUUUGUCAUUCAUUCCUACUAUGCUUUUUUUUGUCUAUUACAGAUAUGUCAUGUUUCAGUGAGCUGCUUUUAACUAUCAAAUACAAUACAUUCCACAAUCUA
Molecule: messenger RNA, 2414 nt
Organism: Archocentrus centrarchus (flier cichlid)
Lineage: Eukaryota; Metazoa; Chordata; Actinopteri; Cichliformes; Cichlidae
Gene: scn3b
Product: sodium channel, voltage-gated, type III, beta
Exons: 6
Coding region: 689-1357 (222 amino acids)
Biological process (GO): regulation of sodium ion transmembrane transporter activity; ventricular cardiac muscle cell action potential; sodium ion transport
Cellular component (GO): voltage-gated sodium channel complex
Molecular function (GO): sodium channel inhibitor activity; transmembrane transporter binding
Source: RefSeq, a predicted model, not a curated record